Didymosphaeria variabile is the source of this 720-nucleotide messenger RNA. RefSeq lists its product as uncharacterized. The transcript is spliced from 2 exons. Lineage: Eukaryota; Fungi; Ascomycota; Dothideomycetes; Pleosporales; Didymosphaeriaceae. Bases 1 to 720 code for a protein of 239 amino acids. The record is from RefSeq and is a predicted model, not a curated record.
AUGUCUGCACUAUACAACCCUGAACCUGAACCAGACGACGAUUGGCGACACGCUGCGAUGUCUGUGACAACAUCUUCCCUGAAAUCCUUCUCUCCAGCUUCAACUCUGGAAAUUUUCGAGAAGGGAAAUGUUUGGCUGGAGCUGGCUUAUUAUAAGAACGCCCUUGCCAUCUGGGAUACAAACCCACUCAGGAUGGCUAACCAAGUGGACGAAAUAAAACGCCCACCCGAAACAAUUCUCGCAGGGACUCGCGACAUCCCUGGUAACAUUUUGAAGGUUCAAGCGCAAUCUGUACCAUGUGGCAACGUAAAGACUGAAUCCGAUGAUCUUCCAAAGUUUAACGUUGAAGAUCCAUCGAUGUUGUCUGUAUGGAUGACUCCAAGGUUCGAUAUCGGGAGGAAUGGAAAAGUUCUCAUCUGGGCGCUUUUGACAUAUGGUGUUACGGCCACCAUACCCACACCUGGAACCGCGGCGACCGGUGGGCUCAGGCCAGGUAUACCUGCGCAACCUUCGAAGCCUCCAGCUCCUCCUCGCCAGCACCCUCUGAUUGACACACUCAUAUUCGGCUCGGGAUCCGUCAUGUGUGUAGCGCUGGUAGUGGGGGCGAGGUACUGGCGAGGAAGCUGGGGUUUACCCGCCCCAGCAAUGGGUGCUUCGAGCAUCGCUUUCCUUUUGUGGAAGAACGAUGAAGAUAUUGCGGCCGAGGUGACUUGGAUGUGA